Molecule: messenger RNA, 1594 nt
Organism: Phoenix dactylifera (date palm)
Lineage: Eukaryota; Viridiplantae; Streptophyta; Magnoliopsida; Arecales; Arecaceae
Product: CAAX amino terminal protease family protein
Biological process (GO): CAAX-box protein processing
Cellular component (GO): membrane
Molecular function (GO): metalloendopeptidase activity
Source: RefSeq, a predicted model, not a curated record
CCUAGAAAGCGGUGAUGUGGCGAGCGACUAUUGGACUGGUCCACUGGGCCUGGUCCAUCUGACGAUCAGACCCCUCUCCCUCUCCCCCUUCUCCUCCAUUCAUCUGGCUUGCGGUGGAUAGCGGGGCUGAACUGCAGAGCUCGUAGAGCUUGCGAAGCUUAAAAAAUCAAGGCAGAAAUUUAGAGUUCACGAGAAUGAUUGUAGUGAAUACAUUGCUGAGACACGGGACUGCUUUUCUGUGGAGCCAUCAGUUGUUAUCGUCGCAUCAAGGGAGGAAGUCUAAUGUCCUCUUUUCUACAAGGAAAUCUCUGCCUGCUAACGUGUGCAGUGGUUUUGGGCUACAAUUUAGAGCCUUUGCAUUAAGGAAAUCUGAGAAGAAAGAAAGAAACUAUUUGAAGUUAUCCAAGACUAAAAGUAAAACUUUGCAGCAAAGUAAACAACUUUCUUCAGAAGACACUGUGGAUUUGUCGGAUAAGAUUCUAACAAGAGAUGACAAUACUUGUGACACUAGUGUUGAAUUAAUUAGCAGUAACUUGAAUGAAAAUGAUCUAACUGCACGCCGUACUAGAGGUGCCGUUCUUCAAGCUUGCAUUGUCAGCUCUGGCCUGAUACUUGCUUUGGGUGCAAUAAUUCGACAGGCCUCCCAUGUUGCAUCUAUGGAAGGGUGGGCAAUUUUUGACUCCUAUACGGAAGUAUCAUUUGGUUUUGAGACGUGGCAUAUUGAAUUAAUCAUAGGAUUGGUUAUAUUGAUAUCAUCUUGCCGAUACAUGCUAUUGAGGAUAUGGCCAGAUUUUUCAGAAUCCAGCAAAGCUGCCAACCAACAAAUCCUUGGUCCGCUACAGCCUUUGGAUUAUGUUAUUGUGGCAUUUCUGCCUGGGAUCAGUGAGGAGCUGCUUUUCCGUGGGGCACUGCUGCCACUCUUUGGCCUUAACUGGAAAAGUGCCCUGGCAAUUGGUGCUAUUUUUGGAGGUCUUCACUUGGGCAGUGGCCGAAGAUAUUCUUAUGCAGUCUGGGCGACAUUUGUUGGCCUUGCCUAUGGUGUAGCAACAAUUAUUUCCUCAAAUGUUGUGGUUGCAAUGAUCUCGCAUUCGUUAAACAAUCUUAUAGGAGGCCUCCUAUGGCGCCUCACAUCCACUCCACAGGAGAAAAAUGAAUAAUUAUAUCAUUCCUGACCUAAGCAUUGAUCAUAACAGGAGGAUCCACAGGACCAUGCAUGAUGGUGGAGCAAAAUUGACGGAUGAGUAUAUUGUUACACAGGAUCUGCCUGAUAUGAGCGAAAAAUAACGUGCUGGAAUGUUUUCAUUGUUUGUUGUAAAAUUGAUGCAACAAAUUGAUCUGCAUGUAUCUGUACCAUCUGUAUAUACAUCUAGCAUAUGCACCACCUGUAGACUACAACUAUGAAAACCUAGUCCCUUGUUCCUUUCUUUUUGAAUCUCAUAAAACAUGACCUACAGGGCUGCCACAGUGCAAGCUCGAAAAACUUGCUGAGUUAAACUGCCUCUACUCAUGAUAUUGAUUGGAAAACUCCUGUUAUGUAACUGGCUUAACGGAUGAGUAUAUGAUGUUAUCUAUCAAUUAGAACUGAAUUAUAGCU